AAAAAUACGAUUAAAAACAAACUGCAUUCGGAUUCUAAAAAGCUAUUUUGAGGAUAUGUUAAUAGAUUAAUUACAUCGAUUAAAGAGAAAAGAUCACUUCUUGGAAAUAUGAAAUAUUUAAUACCGCGCAUGAUCCGCUUCUUGCGAAAACUGACGACCCUCCUUUGGCCAAAUCAUUUCAUCCACCGAUGGGGCAGACCGACUCCAGUUUCACUAUCGUCUGCAUCCUCUGGCGCUGAAAGGAGAUGUUGGUCGAUCCCUUCAACAGAUGUUGGUGCCUUGAAACUUAGAAAUGUCGACAACCACGACGCCGACGACCAUGAUUCGGCCUCCAGGUACCGAAGUGGUAACCGACGCCCGAGAAACAUGGGGUAAAAAAGUGGAUUUUCUUCUGUCUGUUAUUGGAUUUGCUGUUGAUUUGGCGAACGUUUGGCGAUUUCCAUAUCUUUGUUAUAAGAACGGCGGCGGUGCUUUUCUAGUUCCAUAUUGUAUUAUGCUUAUCAUCGGAGGAAUUCCAUUAUUCUACAUGGAAUUAGCAUUAGGACAGUUCAACAGAAAAGGGGCAAUAACUUGUUGGGGAAGACUCGUACCACUUCUCAAAGGAAUAGGAUACGCUGUUGUACUUAUAGCGUUUUACGUCGAUUUUUAUUACAACGUGAUUAUCGCUUGGGCUUUACGAUUUUUCUUCGCGUCUUUUACCGAUCUUUUGCCAUGGACUACGUGCGAUAAUCCAUGGAAUACACCAAAUUGUAGACCAUUUGAUGUAAAUUUAGCAAACGCAACUAAUGGAAAUUCAUCGGCUUCUGGUUCUGCAAAUAGCUUCGAUUCUGCUGCAUCUGAAUAUUUUAAUCGCGCAAUCUUAGAAUUACACCGAAGUGAAGGAUUACACGAUCUUGGAACCAUAAAAUGGGAUAUCGCGUUGUGCCUUUUGGCAGUUUACGUAAUUUGUUACUUUUCUUUAUGGAAAGGAAUCUCAACGUCGGGAAAAGUUGUGUGGUUCACCGCUUUAUUUCCAUACGCUGUGCUUUUAAUUCUUUUAAUUCGUGGAAUAACUUUACCUGGGUCGGCGGAAGGAAUCAAAUAUUAUCUUAAUCCGAAUUUUAAUAAAAUAACUUCACCAGAAGUUUGGGUAGAUGCAGCAACACAAGUAUUUUUUUCUUUGGGGCCAGGAUUUGGUGUUUUGCUUGCAUACGCCUCUUACAACAAGUACCACAAUAACGUGUAUAAGGACGCCCUACUUACCAGCAUCAUCAAUUCGGCGACCAGCUUCAUAGCGGGAUUCGUCAUAUUUUCGGUCUUAGGUUAUAUGGCCCACGCUUCUGGAAGGGAUAUAAAGGAUGUUGCAACAGAAGGACCGGGACUUGUUUUCAUUGUAUAUCCUGCGGCAAUCGCCACGAUGCCUGGCAGUAUAUUUUGGGCGCUAAUCUUCUUUAUGAUGCUACUUACGUUAGGACUUGACAGCUCAUUUGGUGGAUCUGAAGCUAUAAUAACAGCAUUGAGCGAUGAGUUUCCAAAAAUUGGUCGCAACAGAGAAAUUUUUGUCGCUUGUCUCUUCACAUUGUACUUUUUGGUUGGUUUGGCAUCUUGUUCGCAAGGUGGAUUUUACUUUUUUCAUUUACUCGAUCGCUACGCUGCAGGUUAUUCCAUGUUAAUAGCAGUUUUUUUCGAAUCCAUUGCUGUAUCUUGGAUUUAUGGAACAAAACGUUUCUGCGACGAUAUUAAAGACAUGAUCGGAUUUAGUCCUGGAAUAUACUGGAGAUUUUGUUGGAGAUUUGCAGCACCCUUAUUUUUACUCUUCAUCAUUGUCUAUGGUUUAUUGGGAUAUGAACCUCUAUCAUAUGAAGGAUAUACGUAUCCUACUUGGGCUAACGUUCUUGGGUGGGCUAUAGCUGGAUCAUCAGUUAGUAUGAUACCAUUAGUGGCAGCUUAUAAAUUUAUAACUACACCAGGAACUUGUUAUAAGCGAUUUAAAAAGUUAACAACACCUUGGAGGGAUACGCAAUUAGGAACACAAGUAAAUGGGGUCAUUCAAUCGGAAAGUAAUCAAAUACGGUUAGGAAAUACAGAAGAAACCACCACAAAUGCAGUAGAAGUCUGAGGUUCGCGUCCCUGCAUCCAUUUUGAUAUUUAUUAUGUAUAAUCUGCUGUAGCUUUAAAUCUAGCCGAAAUAUGUGUAUUACGUAUUCUUUUUUUUGAUGUAGUUAGUUAGGCGUUUGGAAGUUUUCACAUUUUGUUAGAAAUAUUUAAUAUUAGCCAAUCAGGUGAACACAGCGAAUAAAUGACCAAACGAGUAGCUGUAGAGAUAAUAAACAACUAGAUACUAAGUAAAUAAAUUUAAUUAUAAGUUAAUGUAUAAAUAUUAGGAUCCAUAAAGAGUAUUAGUUAGCAAUAUGUAAUUAUCCACCUUUAUAUUUGUAGUAUAAAUUAAAAUUAAGGGUGGACGUGCUAGUUGUAGAUAUGCUUUAACUUAGCUAUAUUAAAAAAUAUUGUAUACAUCAACAAAUAUUUUGUACUUUGUUAUUGUAAAGAUAAGAUUUUAUGGGAAGGCGACCAAACAGCCAUUUGGUGGCCUUCAAAACAUAGAUAUAGAGGACGGUUGUAAAACUGCAAAUUAAGAAUAUUUUCAUGUAUAAAAAUACUUAAUGGAGGUAAAAUACUUUAUUAUUGAUAUUCCUACAAUUAAAAUUGUUAGGAUUUAUUAUUAUUGGGUUCAUAUUUGUUGAUUUACAAGUUAAUUGUUAACAGCCAUAACAACUAACUCGUCGUGAUUGAUGAAAAAUUCUUAUAUUCUUUAUUGUAAUAUUUAUUAAAAAUUAUUUAUCGAAAACAAACGUUACAGCCAAACGUUUGUUUUCUUAACGUUAAUAAAUUCUGUUUUCGUUAA
Messenger RNA from Onthophagus taurus, 2884 nucleotides. RefSeq names its product Sodium-dependent dopamine transporter (gene DAT). Gene Ontology annotation, molecular function: dopamine:sodium symporter activity. NCBI's taxonomy places the organism in Eukaryota, Metazoa, Arthropoda, Insecta, Coleoptera, Scarabaeidae. The record is from RefSeq and is a predicted model, not a curated record. Gene Ontology annotation, biological process: amino acid transport; sodium ion transmembrane transport; dopamine uptake involved in synaptic transmission. Gene Ontology annotation, cellular component: neuronal cell body membrane; axon; presynaptic membrane.